Messenger RNA from Amorphotheca resinae ATCC 22711, 987 nucleotides. RefSeq lists its product as hypothetical. NCBI's taxonomy places the organism in Eukaryota, Fungi, Ascomycota, Leotiomycetes, Helotiales, Amorphothecaceae. The record is from RefSeq and is a predicted model, not a curated record. The transcript has 3 exons. The coding region runs from base 231 to 722 and encodes 163 amino acids.
ACCUCGUCUGUUCUAAGCUGCUCGUGCAGAUAUUACUGCCACGAUGGAAAUGUGCGAUAUAUAAGGUAGCGACCGAAGGAGUUCGCUUUUUCUACCAGCAUCUCUUCUUAAAACCACAUUUCAUUCCACUUCACAUUCAAAUUAUACGGUCAAAAUCAGAGAUUCAGCUGACCAUUUCGUCUUCGCCAUUUUGUUGUAUAUAAUAUAUUAUACUGCAUCUGUUCAUCAUUAUGGAACCCCCUUAUGAGGACGGUGGAAUCUAUAUCAUCCUCACAACCAUCGGGAUAGAUCGGUGGCACUGGGGGAUCUACGUUUCUGUCUCUGACACUUACGGGAUGGUCUACCAUGUAACGAACCGCAAUGGUCAAUGGGAGUUCCAGGACCACAUGACGGAAAAUGUGGUCGAUUCUCUAAAUAUCAUAGCAGCGCUUCAGAUAGGCGGCGGUAUCGAAGAACAAUGGGCCGAAGCAGUCCAUAAUAUUCUCAUAGCUGUCCCUGUUAUUGCCGACGGCGGGCUCGAUCCUAGAUGGAGACAGAAUUUCACAUGUCGAGUUUGGGUUCUCGAGGCAGUGGAGCGCCUACGUCUGGCAAAUCUGGUUCCCGAUGAGCCUGCUCUAGAGGUAGAGGAAGAUGCAUUUAAUGCUGCUAGAGCCGCCAGCUCGAGUGGAACAAGACGGAUGGUUAUGUCUCGUGGUGUAAAAGCUCAGAGGCUCCGGAAUUGAAUGCGUCCGCCUUGUCUUUGACUAUUAGGAUUGUUAUCUCUUCGUGUUUCCUUUUACACACAACUGUUGCCCGCCCACCUUUCCUCUGAUCCUUCCCGAAUUGCGGCAUCUCAUUUGGGUUUUUAUCCAGUCUUAGUCUACAGCUGUCACUGUUUCAAAUCGUUACGAGCGUACUACACCUCCCUUCUUGACGCACUUGAAAUCUAGGGCUAUAAUUAAGGUUUAGUUGCUAUCACAUUGAUCGCAUAAUUCGGCAUGUGCCAGC